AUCGUUUCUCGGCGCGCUGUUUGGUGAUCGCUUUCCUUUGCGUCGUCUAACGGGGGCUCAGAACGCCCAGCAUCGCACAUAUCAACCCAUUGUCCAAGGUAAAUAUUACAGUUUAAUUAUUAGAGUUAAGUUACUAGGCUGCUGCCGUGUACGAUGAGGCUUCAGUGCCUUCCGUACACACUGCCACGGCACCGCCACGACGCACUUGCAUCUCUCCGGCCUCUCCCACCCUUUUUAGGGACAUCUCGAAGCAAAUGUGUUCACUGCUACUAUCAUUUCUUGAGAGAAGUAGAACACUUGAUGGUUAAAAUGGUUGAUGCUGUUAUUGGGCUCUGGUGGAGCCCUUGGUAGCAAUGACGGUAGCCUCCGGCUCUCGAGCUCACCGAUCUCAUGAUGGAGAGUGGUGGAUCGUCAAUUCAGCUGGGAGAGGUUUAAUGGUGGAGAUGACAAGUCAAGUGUGUGGAUCUUGGCACUAGGCAGCCCACAUAGCACAGCAGUUUGGAAGCUUGUAAGAUGACUCACUUGUUGCAUGUGCAAAUGUGUCUGGAUAUGUAGAAGAUGAACGUCAACAUGGAACGAGCCAGCUUCACGAGCUUGCUUGAUCAAGCGCAGUUCGGCGGAGCGUUGCAGCAGCCGCUGAUGCACGCAAGCCACCAAGCCACACCGGCGUACACACUCCAAGGCAUGGUGUCACAGCCGAUGUCUAUUGGAGCUCCGCAGUUCAUGAAGCAGCAGCCAGUGCAGCAAGCCCCAACUCCAGCUCCAGUAAAGCUUCCUGCAGACCAAUCGGUCCCUAACGUACUUCAAAACAUGAUGAGCCGUAGUAACAGCUCCAAGUUGACGCCGUCAAGUGCCGAGGCUUCCUUGCUGUCCCUUGUGGACGGCGAGCUUCGCGUGUCUUCAAUCUCUAACCUCCCGAUCUUCCUCAAGGUUCUACCCCGUUGCAAAACUGAGCCAGAGCAAACGCUGGGGUUAGUGGUGCUCCGUGCCACUUCCACUGCAAGUGACACCAAGCUAUCUCACGCCUGUGCUGCUACCUUUGAGAAGAGUGGCGGCCUGCGUCUUGCACGUGCUUGGGUCGAGUCAGCCGUCACCUGGCAACACAAUGACCUACUGGUUCUGCUCUUAGAAGUGCUGCAGACUCUACCGUUGCAAUUAACUAGUAUUACGGAAGCACGUAUCAAUGAGCCCAUUGUCAAGUUGCGCAAGAAUGCUCGCGAUGAGCGAGUCAAGCGUGCUGCUCAGGAUCUUCUCAAGUUUUGGCGUAGCAAGUUUACUGAGAAAGAGAAGUCCUCGUCGCCUUCGUCGGCGCCGAAAGAGAAGGUCCAGGACUCUUCCAACCUGCCCUCUUCAACGCAUGCCACUAAGUCGACACCUUCGGCUCCUUCUACUUCAGCGAAGCCUGUGCCGGUGAAGCAGUCGAAGGUCUUGAAGAAGCGAACGAUCAAGCGCUUAGAGCGACUACCGUUUGGUGGUGGCAGUGCAGUUUCCAAGUCCAGUGACCUGAUUGGGAACCUCAUGCAACGAAAGUCAGCAAAGGACGCUGCUGCCCAAGCUAAAAAGAAGAGUAAGAGUGUCGAUAGUAACAAGUCCGAAGACGUGAAGAUUGACGAGUCUCCGUCAACGUCCAGUAACGAGAGCACCACCACCACAAGUAGCGUUGAUGAUACGCUGUCCAUGCCUCUUCCUACGAUCCAGAGCUUUAAAGCCGCUGCAACGUUGAGCUCGUCGUCAAAAGAACGCAAGCGCAUUCGCUGGGCAGAUGAAAGCGGAGAGGAGCUCGUGAAGGUGAAACUUAUCGAGUCGUGGCGGGAUCUUGUGCCGCACGACCCUCUGCACGAAGACCAGUCCUUCAAGGAUGCUAAACUCCGUGAACACGCUAACGAGCGACAUGCGUUGCUUGCUCAACACCACAAGGUACCGCCAGCAGUGGCUGCUGCUCACUCGCGUGAGUGGACUACGCCUGCAUUUAUUCGUCUGCCCGAAGCGGUGGCAGCGCGAGUGAAUAGCAACACUAUUACGGACGAGAUGCAUGUCCAGGACAGUCGUCGUCGUCAUGUGGAUGAGUAUGAGGUGUUAGCUGGCGAGAUGCCUAUUCAGAGUCCUAAGGAGUGGGAACGAGUGAAUGAGCCUCACCGCGGACCACCAUUGGAGAUUCCAUUGAGUGAUGUUGUCGAAAGUGAGCCUAGUAACCAGCCUCUUCCGACUUCUAUGGCACCACCAACCUCAGAGGGAUAUCCUUAUGGCCAGACUGGCUAUGGUGGUCAGCGUGGUUUUAACGAUCGUAGUGAGUACAAUGCUCGUCAAGACCCCGAAGCAGAUCGUAAGCUGCGUGAGGCUCUUGGUCCGCUACAGGAGAACACAGUUGCGCUAUUGAUGGACAACCCAGACGUCGUGCCGCAGGUGCUCGAGGAGGCACAGCGUCACGGCAAUCAUAUUCCAGAUGCGCGUGUGUUUGAAAUUGUGGAUCAGUAUCGUCGUGGACGCUUUCAAGUGCCACCUAAUGCUGGCGUUCCGCCUGCGUAUAGUCCUUACGGUAGUCAACAACAGUAUGGAGAGAUGGGUCCUGGCGCGAACUAUGAUCGCCAGUAUCAACAGCAGUAUCCGCUUCAACAAGGCCCGCCUGGUGUGCCCUUUAUUCCUGGAAAGCGGAAAGCGGAUGCCAUGGGCGCUCCGCAGAACGGCAUGAUGCCUGACGCUGCCAAGCGGCCGUCAAAGAAGAACCGAGGCACGCUGCCUUGCAGGUUUUUUGCCUCACCAAUGGGUUGCAAACACGGCGGCAACUGCCAUUACGCGCAUGUUCAGCCGGCGCCUGCUAACGGCCCCGAACUUAGUGGUAUUUAUAACAACAAUGGCCCCAUGAUGGGCGGCCGAGGUGGCGCUGGCCCCAUGAUGGGCGGCCGUGGCCCUGGUCCUAUGGAGCGAUAUGGCCCUGUUCCAAGCCACCACAUGCGUGGAGGAAGGUGAUCAAAUCAAAAUCUCGGGAAUAUAACGAAUCGUCUAAACGUCAAAACCCAGCCUUUAGUCGCAAUCUUCAUGUGGGAAGAGAAGCACCCACUGCUUCAUGGUUCCUAUGUUGCCCGUUGAAGAAUACACACUUCGGAAGACGCUAUCUACACAGCAAACGCUUAUCUAAAUAGUUCAUGUGAAUAUUACCUCUAUGAUGCUCGAGAUAGCGCUUCAGUUCAUAAGAUUCUCAAAAGACUAAAAUACACGUGAUAAAACAACAUAA
This is a messenger RNA of Phytophthora nicotianae INRA-310, 3232 nucleotides long. RefSeq lists its product as hypothetical. The coding region runs from base 559 to 2967 and encodes 802 amino acids. The transcript has 2 exons. NCBI's taxonomy places the organism in Eukaryota, Oomycota, Peronosporomycetes, Peronosporales, Peronosporaceae. The record is from RefSeq and is a predicted model, not a curated record. Gene Ontology annotation, molecular function: metal ion binding.